Messenger RNA from Seminavis robusta, 657 nucleotides. The record is from the annotation of a GenBank genome assembly. NCBI's taxonomy places the organism in Eukaryota, Bacillariophyta, Bacillariophyceae, Naviculales, Naviculaceae.
AUGAUGUACAAUACAGGAGUUGUCGUUACCCGUACACCCCAUGCUGCACCAUCCGGUGGCAGCAGCAAGCUUGCCUUUACCAAGUUGCCCCCCUGUGGCGCCGCCGACAACGGAUAUCAGUUUGACUCGGGGUGCAACCUCUCGGGUGUCAAAAAGGUUUAUGUCGAGUGUGGAAAGUACUACUGGGAGUACGGUUCUGUCAUGAAACGAAUUGUUUUGGAAUUCAAUAACAGUGGUGAUGACAAUCCUCACCAAGCAGCCGUGAUCUAUCAUGCACAAGACGCUCAUAAGGCCGAAGGUGGCAACAAGACAUUUACGAUGGAUGUCAAGCCAAACGAUCCCAUCACCAAGGUGGUUGUUUGGGCCGAUCACCGACUUGUCACUGCAGUGCAGUUCCACAUGGCUUCGGGAAGGAUCUCACCCGUGUAUGGCAUCCCAGUGUCAUCCAGCGAAACCAAGACCUUUGAAGGCCCGCACGGCCAACAUUCGGCAUUGGUAGGACUGUACGGCACCUAUAACUCCGCCUUGUGCAGCAUUGGGUUCACCUUUGCUGCCACGAAUGCUUCGGACGAAGUGGACGGCACCAUGAGUUUGAAUACAGAAGAUCUUUCGAGUGUCAUCACCAGCUUCUCCACCACGGAUGAUGAUGACAAGUAG